GGACCCGCCGCGGACGGCUCUGCAGUCGACGCGCGGUGCCGGGAGUGACCUGGUCGGGGUCAGCGUCGACAGCCGACAUGGCGACAGCCGGCGGGCUCGCCCUGAAGGAGGCGGAGGCGGCCGAGUCGUGUCCACCCGAGCCGGAGCAGCCGUGGCCGACCGAGGACCCUGGCCUGGACGCCUGUCUGGAGGAGGACCUGGGCUUCACCACCAUCGGCAACAGCGGCAACCCCUGGGUGGAGAAAGCUGCCGAGCACGGCUCGUUCUGUCUGGCCUGGGUGCGGAGGUGGACCCGGGGGCGUUAUGAGGACUGGCUGUUCCUCUCACUCCUCGGCAGCUUGAUGGGCAUCUACUCCUUCGGCAUUGACGUCGCCGUCCAGGCGCUUCAUCAGUUUCGUCUGAAUGCGUUUCUGGCGUCGGCGGAUCUGCCCAGCCGGAUGGUGGUGUGGUACACCAUGACGGCCGGCAUCGCCAUCGCGGCCGCCCUCUUCAUCGCCUGGUUUAUACCGAGCGCCACAGGAUCCGGUUUUCCUGAGAUGAAGGCCUAUCUUCAGGGAGUGAAGAUGAAAAACACAUUCUCACCGCUCACGUGCAUAGGCAAGAUCAUAUUUCUGCCCAUCACCUUAUGUUCUGAACUUCCCUUGGGAAAGGAGGGUCCGGUGACGCACGUGGCGGCUGUGUUCGCCUUGUUCAUCACCAAGGUGUUCAAAGACAUAUCUGCCGAGGAGCUGGAACGGCACUCAGGCAACGAGCUGGUGGCGGCCGCCUGCACCAUGGGCGCGGCUGUCUGCUACGGAGCCCCCGUCGGCGGGGUGUUGUUCAGCAUCGAGGCGACGCGGGCCUACUUUGCCGUGAGGAACUACUGGCGCGGCUUCUUCGCCGCCGUCUGCGGCACGCUGUUCUACAAAUACCUGUCGCAGAUGUACCACGGCACUGGUGAGGCCGUGCGUUGGAAUCUGGUGCGGCAGAACACCAUCCGACCGAAGCAGCCGCUGUGCCUGCGCUCCCAGCCGGCUAAGUCGGCGCUCAAGGGCUCCAACGGUAACCUGCAGCCUCCCACGGCACCGGAGCCUGCGGAGCCGACCCCCGCCAACAGCCCCCGCCCCAGCCAGGAGCGCCGGCUGUCCCGGUUCAGCGUCAAGCGGGUCGAGGAGCAAGACAUGGCGGUGGGCGGACUCGCGAUGACGGACCUGCCCGCAGAGCUGAGCCUCGAGACAGACGCGCCGGGCUGGACGGUGGGAGACGAGGCGGCUGAAGACUCUGGCCGAGGCUCCUCCGCCUCAGCCUCGGAGCCGGCCAAGCCACCGCCGGUGGCGGCCGACUCGUUCGACUCGCUGGCCGAGUCGUGGAGCGGCGCAGACGAGCCGGACUCGCCGGUGGGCGGCGCGCGGCCGAGGCGAGGCGCCCUCUACCUCAGCCGCUCGGGACCCGACCUGUCCAGCCGCAGCGGCGAGGUGUACGACUCGCUCGCCUCCCAGGGCUCCCGCAGCUCGCGCAUGCGCGACGGCAUGGCGCGCAUGCUGGCCAAGGCGGCCUCCGUCGACCUGGAGGAGCGCACGCACAACACCAAGCGGCGGCUGAAGAAGCAGUUCAGCAUCUCCGACAUGUACAACAGGGACGGUAACGAUCUAUCUGCAAUGAACAUGGGCCAACUGAUUCAGAAGACCCUGGAACGCACCAGCAAUAUUCUUACGACGAUCAGAAGCCCAACCAAGGAGCGCCUGGAGGAGGAGCAGCGGCUGCAGCGCGCCUGGCGCCGCCAGCAGCUGAGCCGCAUCGUCGAGCUGGACCAGGUGAUCGAGGUCGAGCCGUUCCCACUCUCGGUGACGGUCGAGACGCCGCUGGUGCAGGUGCACCGUAUGUUCGCCAUGCUCUGUGCCCACAAGAUGUACGUCAUGGACCGCCGGCGACUGGUCGGCUGCCUGCCUCUGCAGAGGCUGUCGGAGUUUAUCGCGGGCGGACACUUCGAGUCUCACUCGGAAGGGGGCUGCGGCGGGCGGCGCCGGCGGCCUGACCGACCCCACGCCCGCCUCCGGGUACGACACGGUCGGCUCCGAGUUCUCCGGCCGCCGCGACGACUCCGAGUUCGGCUCGCAGGACACGCUGGACGGCAUCGGCGAGGCUGUGGACGACUCGCCCUGCGGCCCGGCCACCGGCGCCCGGCCGCGCUGUCGGGUCGAGGGCAUGGUGUGAUUGUCCCCCGGACAUCCGGCGGGCAUGGUGUGAUUGUCCCCCGUACACCCGGCAGGCACGAUGUGAUUGUCUCCCGGACACCCGGCGAUGUGUAUGUCUCCCGGAUACCCGGCGGGAGUGGCGUCUCUGUCCUCCGGACACCCGGCGGGCUUGGUACAUAUGUCUCCCGGACGCCCGGCGGGCGUGGCGUCUCUGUCCUCCGGACACCUGGCGGGCUUGGUGUAUAUGUCUCCCGGAUGCCGGCGGACAUGGUGCGACUCAGUGAUGGCUGGUGCGGCUGAGUCUCGGCCUGUUACGCAUGUAACAUACGCAGCCUGCAGUCAGUGGGACUGUGCGUUCUUCAAAAGGAGGUAUUCUUUGCGUGUCGGGCACCAGCGCUGUUUAACAAUCGUAUGUGUGUUCGGUGAGUUCUAGUGACCUUCAUGGUUUGAUUUGUGAGUACCACUCGAUUGGAUGAGAUAUAAUGUUGAUGGCAAUCUUGCGGCAUUGUUUUGGCUCGUCGAAAGUCUGAAGUUGUGCUAAAUCUCUAAAACCACCAGCAAUGGGAUCUUGAGCACAGGGCGCGCAAUGCACGUAUAGGCUAUGUGGAGAGGCUGGGAACUCUACACGAGAUAAGCAGCACGGUCCUCUUAUCAAAAUUACGCAACAGCCGCAAUAUAAACGAAA
Pollicipes pollicipes is the source of this 2859-nucleotide messenger RNA. RefSeq lists its product as uncharacterized. Lineage: Eukaryota; Metazoa; Arthropoda; Thecostraca; Pollicipedomorpha; Pollicipedidae. Gene Ontology annotation, molecular function: voltage-gated chloride channel activity. The record is from RefSeq and is a predicted model, not a curated record. The transcript is spliced from 12 exons. Gene Ontology annotation, biological process: transmembrane transport; chloride transport. Bases 78 to 2474 code for a protein of 798 amino acids. Gene Ontology annotation, cellular component: membrane.